Molecule: messenger RNA, 1332 nt
Organism: Penicillium oxalicum
Lineage: Eukaryota; Fungi; Ascomycota; Eurotiomycetes; Eurotiales; Aspergillaceae
Product: calcium/proton exchanger
Exons: 3
Coding region: 1-1332 (443 amino acids)
Biological process (GO): intracellular calcium ion homeostasis; calcium ion transmembrane transport
Cellular component (GO): fungal-type vacuole membrane
Molecular function (GO): calcium:proton antiporter activity
Source: RefSeq, a predicted model, not a curated record
AUGAGCUCCUCCGGUACCACCCGCGGAGAUGCCGGUGAACGGACGGCCUUGUUAGGUCAUAUCGGACAUGCGGCCACUUUUGACAACAACCAUUCCCAUGUGCAGGCCGGCGCCCAUCGUCACAAAGAUAAUCGUGUCUGGGUCCGUGUGCCAAAGCAUGUCGCCCGUUUGACCUGGUUGACCCUCACUCGCGACUACACCAAUGCGCUCUUGAUCUUCGCCCCUCUGGGUAUCAUUGCGGGUGCCCUCGGCUGGGACUCGAGCGCGGUCUUUGUGCUGAACUUCCUCGCCAUCAUCCCGUUGGCUUCGUUGUUGAGCUUUGCGACAGAGGAGCUUGCGGCCACCAUGGGGCAGGCUCUGGGUGGUUUGAUGAAUGCCACUUUUGGCAAUGCGGUGGAGCUGAUUGUCAGCAUCAUUGCGCUCAAGGAUAAGCAGAUUCGAGUGGUGCAGGCCAGUAUGCUCGGCAGUAUCCUGUCCAACAUCCUGUUGGUUCUGGGUUGCUGCUUCUUGAUCGGUGGUAUCCGCCACAGCGAACAGUCAUUCAACAGCACCGUCGCCUCAACCAUGUCGUCCCUGAUGGCCGUGGCCUCGGCUUCCCUGAUCAUCCCCGCCACUCUGUACGCCGUCCUCUCCAAGUCGGCCCAGAGCACCCACGACAAUAUCCUGAUCUUGUCACACGGCACCUCCAUUAUUCUUCUCAUCAUCUACGUCAUGUACCUCUACUUCCAGCUGUACUCACACUCGGAGCUCUUCGAAGAGAGCAACGAGGCUGGCAAUGGCGGCGAGGCGGAGGAGGGCGAGGCGGAGGAAGACGAGGAACGCCUGCUCAGCCCCAUCCCCGCCACGAUCGCCUUGAUUGUCGUCACCAUCCUCGUGGCCAUCUGCGCCGACUACCUGGUGGGCAGCAUCGACAGUAUUGUGGAAAAGACCGGCAUGAGCAAGACCUUUAUCGGCCUGGUGCUGAUUCCCAUCGUGGGCAAUGCCGCUGAGCACGUCACCGCCGUGGUCGUCGCCUACAAGGAUAAGAUGGAUCUCGCCAUUGGCGUUGCCAUCGGCAGCAGUCUUCAAAUCGCGCUCUUUGUCACUCCCUUCCUGGUCAUCCUAGGCUGGAUCAUGGGCAUCGAAAUGACCCUGCACUUCCAGACCUUUGAGACUGUGGCAUUCUUCAUCUCCGGCUUGGUCGUCACCCUAUUGAUUCAGGAUGGUAAAUCCAAUUACCUUGAGGGCGGCAUGUGUCUUGGAAUGUACAUUAUCCUGGCUCUCGCCUUCUACGUCUACCCCGACGAUGUUGACGAGGGAAUUGGUGGCAUUUUCAAUAAGAUGGUGAACUAA